Messenger RNA from Trichoplax adhaerens, 1377 nucleotides. RefSeq lists its product as uncharacterized. The record is from RefSeq and is a predicted model, not a curated record. NCBI's taxonomy places the organism in Eukaryota, Metazoa, Placozoa, Uniplacotomia, Trichoplacea, Trichoplacidae. The coding region runs from base 1 to 1377 and encodes 458 amino acids. The transcript has 10 exons.
AUGAAUUAUCGUAGAAGACGAUGCACAAAGUAUAAGAAAGUAUUCGUCGAACGGAAACAGCAACAUGAAAUUAUAAAAUUAGGAAUGAUUCAAGAAGGUCAUUUUUUUGGUGAGUGUUCCAUAUUAGAAAAUUCUGCUAGUUGUUACUCGGUUUUAAGUGAUGGCUUCUCUACUUGCUAUUUGAUAAGCCUGGAUGAUAUUCAAGCCUACGGCGGUGAAAACUUUCUACAGUUAGUAAGAAAAAAAAGAGAUGACAUUCCAAGUAACGUGAACAUGUUGGAUAUUGUUAGAAGAAGUGAAGUUUGGGAACGUUUUAAGUCUGAUAUAGUGAUAGAAAUGAUAGAUACUAAUCAGCAGAAUCGUCAAGAGUCGAAAAGAUACGCAUUCGAAUUUAAGGAUACAAGGACUGCAUGCACAAAAAUACAAAUUUUACCAAGCCGAUAUUCAAGAAAGAGUAAUCGCCCUCUUAUUUCACGUAAUGGGCCUUUUAAUGGAUCUACUUCAUCCAAAAAAGAUCAAAAUUGUAAUUCUGACUUGAGCUCCAUGCAGUCAAAUCGUCGCGAUAUUGAUUUAGCAUCGACAUCAUUAACUAAACGAAGUUUAAGUCAGCCUUCUGUAACAUUAAAUCUUCAAGCAAAUAGCCAUAAUAGUAUUUUCUCUGGUCGUAAAUCAGCGAGCACAAAUGAUAUUAGAAAAUUGGAAAAUUUUUCAGAAGAUAGUUCGGCUAGUAGACACAUUGUGGAAGCUAACGAGGAGAGUAAAAAGCAGUUAUCUUAUGCAGAAGAUCGUAUAGAAGAUUUAAAAAUUGGUCUCAGAAAGAAGUCAGCUGAUGUUACGCGAGAUAGAUUGCUGUUGAAUAAUGCUUUAGAUGAACUAGAAAGUGCAUCCGUAAGCUCCACACCACCGGUCAAUCCACAAUCAAGUCACGGCCAAAGACGCAAAAAUAUCUUCGAAGAUGGGCCGCCAAGUCACGUACAAUUCUUGGAAGCAACGGCUCACAUCCGAGAUGCAAAUCAAGCCUUAAGGGUAUCUACUGCCAAUAUUAAUUCAGCAUGUACUAGCUUCGCUCACGAAUUAAUUUUCGAUUCUAUUACAAAGAAAUUUGUUCGUAAGGAUAGCAUUAAAGAUAAGAAAAAAAUAACUUGGCCAACUCGACCACAAACUGCAGAUGGUAUAACUAGAAAAAAUAGCGGUAGAAAUUCCGUCUUGCCGCAAUCUCUGCGUCGACAGUUGAUUAUCAGAAGGAAAAAAAGAGUUUCAGAAUCAGAAUCUAUACGACCGCAUACAACCCCAGGAACUACCUGGCUUUUUAGGCGUAAACCAUUGGUCAAUGGUAUAGAUCAAGAUCAAUGUGGGAAGAGUAAUCAUAACUAUUAA